Messenger RNA from Umbelopsis ramanniana AG, 990 nucleotides. RefSeq lists its product as uncharacterized. The annotation marks the transcript as partial. The transcript is spliced from 4 exons. The record is from RefSeq and is a predicted model, not a curated record. Lineage: Eukaryota; Fungi; Mucoromycota; Umbelopsidomycetes; Umbelopsidales; Umbelopsidaceae.
AAUGAACAGACCGUAUCCUUAUCGACAUCUACCGUCUGUAAAGGCUCUACCAUCUUCCAAAAUGUCCACCCAGCUUGCACUUUCCUUCCGUAGUCUUUCGAUUGCCAACCGUCGCUUGCUUCCAGCCAUUCCUGUCAGCCAUCAACGCGGCCUCAAAACUCAAUCAGCUGCAACAAAGAAGACUCAGACUGUCGCGAAAUCCACCACCAAGGUCACCACCAAGAAAACCAAGCCAGUUGAAAAGCCAAAGGUUGAAAAACCACGUUACAAAGAUUCCAUCUUUGCCGCGCUCCCAAAACGCCCUCAUUCUGCAUGGCAGAUUUACCUUACCGAUCAGCUUCCCAACAUGCAACACAACGGCAAGAUUAGCGUUGCUUCAGCUACAGCAGAACUUGGACCACAGUGGAGGAGUAUGUCUGAACAGGAGAAGCAGCCAUAUCUUGAUAGAUGGGCUAAGCAAAAGGAGGAUUGGAGUAAAAAGCGUGAGGCGAUUCUAGCAAAAGCCACGCCAUACGAAAUCUAUCGCGAGAACUUGCUUCGAAAGAAGCUUGGAGAACCACUUGUGAAGGAUCCUAAUGCACCAAAGAAGGCUAAAAAUGGUUUCAUGUUCUAUGUUGAAGAGCUUCGAAACACUGGACAGGCUGACUACUCACAAGGCAUAGCUCAUCAUGCCAAAGUUGCUGGAGUGAAGUGGGGAGGUCUAAGUGAAUCUGAAAAGAAGAAAUUCCUUGACCUUGCGCAAAAGGAUAGUGAACGCUACCACGAAGAGAUCAAGUCUUACAAUGCAAAGAUCCAUGCAGACUAACUAACUGCCGGGUAAUUAGCUAAACUCUGUCCUUCCUUAAUACAUUUCUGUCGCGACGAACGGAUGUGCGAAGAAUAUGUUGUUUCUUUCAUUUUUCUAUGGUUUUAUUAAGGUGUUAUCUACGCACACCCUGUUACGAAUGUUUCUAUGCCUGCUACCAUGAACAAAUUUUUGUCUUGUUAAAU